AUGAUCUCCAGUCCUCUUGGUGAGGUUUUGGUGGCUGAGAUUGAUCACGAAUUGGCUGCGCUUUUGUUUGUUCGUGGAAAAACACUUUCCAAUGCUCUGAAGGACUUGUCGAGAUACUAUCCAUCCAUAAAGUUCGUUGAAGGCCACUUGAAGAAUGCAAAAAACAUUACCAAGUUGCUGAACGGAGACGAGGUCACCGAUGAUCUUCCGAUCUCAAAACAUGUAUUUGAGCGCUGUUCCGAUUUCCGUAAAGCUGUUUAUAGGCAGCUGUUGACCAUUCCGAGAGGAUGUACGAAGAGUUACGCAGAGGUUGCCGCGCAGAUUGGUCGCCCAACGGCCUAUAGGGCUGUAGCGCAAGCCUGUGGUGCUAAUGUGUUGUGCAUCGUCAUUCCAUGUCAUCGAGUGGUCGCAUCAGACGGUUCAUUGCACGGUUUCAGCGCAGGACUCGAUUUGAAGCAAAAACUUCUGGAGAUGGAAUCUUUGCAGUUCCCGGUUAAGAAGUGA
Molecule: messenger RNA, 504 nt
Organism: Cooperia oncophora
Lineage: Eukaryota; Metazoa; Nematoda; Chromadorea; Rhabditida; Trichostrongylidae
Source: the annotation of a GenBank genome assembly